AUGUUCUUCAAUAAAACAAGUCCAAAAAGUUGUGAAUCACUACGAGCGAUCCUACAAAAAUAUGAAGAAGCGUCAGGACAACAAAUCAACCUCUCAAAAUCCUCGGUUACAUUUUCCAGGAAGACACCACAAGAGAUAAGAACACGAGUUAAAGCUACCCUAGGAAUUGAAAAGGAGGGAGGGCAAGGAAAAUACCUUGGUUUACCUGAGAGCUUCGGACGCAGGAAAAAGGACUUGUUCACCGUGAUAGUAGACCGUAUUCGCCAACGAGCUAUAAAGUAUUCCUCAAGAUUCCUCUCAGCGGCAGGGAAGAUGACAAUGAUCAAAUCUGUAUUAUCAGCCAUCCCCACAUACGCAAUGUCCUGCUUCAAGCUCCCAGCAGGACUCUGCAAACGUAUACAAUCCGCUAUUACCCGAUUCUGGUGGGAUACAACGAUAGGAAAGAAGAAGAUGUGUUGGUUAUCAUGGACCAAACUCACCAGAUCAAAGAAGCAAGGGGGUCUCGGUUUUAGGGAAAUUCAAAGCUUCAAUGACUCGCUCUUGGAAAAGAUAAGCUGGCGAAUCCUUCAAAACCCGUCCUGCCUCCUUAGCAAAGUCCUUCUCGGCAAGUAUUGCAAGCACAAAGUUUUUCUCGACGUUCCCAUCACCUCCUCCACAUCCCAUGGUUGGCGUGGGAUUCUCAUUGGAAGAGAUCUCCUUAAAACCCGGUUGGGUCGAGCUAUUGGUGAUGGACUCUCCACGUCGCUGUGGAACGACCAAUUGCUUUCCUUUAAAAUGCCUUCCCGACCAAUGGGACCACCCAGAGCCAUGGACCAGAACCUGAAAGUAUCAGAUAUUAUUAAUGAGCAAACAAGAGAGUGGAACCAUGAGAAGAUCGGAGAGCUCUUACCGACCCAUAUGGAGGAAAUCCGAGCCCUAAGACCGAGCAAAAGAGGUGCCUCUGACUCCUAUUUAUGGCUCCCAACAAAAUCUGGUGAGUAUACGGCUAAAACAGGUUACUACGCGGCGAUGGAAAGGGAGGCAGAACCACACCUACAUCAAACCCCAAACCAUCUAAAUUGGGACACUGACAUUUGGCAAACGAAGGUCUCACCUAAACUAAAGGUCUUCCAAUGGAAAAUAGUGCAAGAAGCCUUACCCAUAGGAGAGAAUCUACUUAACCGUGGAAUCCUUGACAAUGCCUGCUGUGUGUACUGCGGAGAGCUGGAGACGACUGAACACCUCUUCCUCCACUGUGAAUUUGUGCAAAAGGUAUGGAACCUAGCCCCUUUCUCGAUUAACAUCGAACCACCCACUCUCCGAUCUUUCACCAAUACCCUAGUUUCAUCCAAAGACUGGAUCUGUCUCCUACCAAUCGGAAUUGGAGCUGGACCGCUCUUCCCAUGGAUUUGCUGGACACUUUGGAAAGCACGAAACUAUCUUAUCUUUGAGGAAAGACCAUUCUCACCCACAGAGACCAUGAACAAUGCGAUUGUGGAAGCAAAGGAGUGGCAGCAAGCGCAAUCGGAGCCCCAAAAGAAAACCCUGAGACAUGCACAAUUGAAUCAAAACGCGACCCCACCAAACUCGAUCCUCUGCUUCACCGAUGGAGCAUGGAGCGAGAUAAAUGGAAUCGGAGGCCUGGGGUGGGUGUUCGUAGACGGUGAAGGCACAAAUAUUGACUCGGGUCAGGGAGCCGAACAAUUCAUUUCCUCCCCGCUCAUGGCCGAAGCUCUCGCGAUCCGAUCGGCGCUCCAACAUGCAUUGGAGAAGGGUUUCUCACAAAUCCACAUCAAAUCUGACGCUCAGGAAGUCAUCCGAGCUAUCACAAAGCAAGAGCUAGUUAAAGAACUCUACGGAGUCCUCUUUGACAUCAAAACUCUUGCAUCUCUGUUUGAUUCGAUAUCAUUCAGCUCUAUCCCGCGAUCGGAAAACACCAUCGCCGAUACAAUGGCAAAAAUCGCAAAAAAUCGUUUAGUCUCUUUACUUUCCUUCUGGGACCCAUUCGAUGUAAUUGCCAACUAA
This is a messenger RNA of Microthlaspi erraticum, 2004 nucleotides long. The record is from the annotation of a GenBank genome assembly. NCBI's taxonomy places the organism in Eukaryota, Viridiplantae, Streptophyta, Magnoliopsida, Brassicales, Brassicaceae.